AUGGUAUCGCUGAUGCAACCGAUCUCACAUCAGAGCAAUCCAUUCAAGAACAUAUAUCUCAGAUUAGCCUUCGAAGGCUCCGUCGCGUUACUAUCAGUCAACGGCAAAGGUCAAGCCUCAGCUGCUCGAGUGUCCAUCUACCACAGCGUACUCGCUAGUGCUGCUGUGAACUUACGGUCUCUUACCUCCCACCAAGCCGAUCAUUUCUAUCAGGUCAGCUGCUACCACCGCAAAGAAGCUCUUAGAGCCGCUAGAGAUGCAAUGACCAGUCGCAACAGCAGCUACAAAGAGCUGAUGACAGCAAUUCUGUGUCUGGUCUCCGUAGAUAUUAACGAUGGAGGUACACACGACCACUGGAUUCACCUCGAAGCUGCAACGCAGCUACGGAGAUCAAGACAGCGUUCCCGUAUUAUCAGCUUCGAAACCAGUCAAUUGAACGCCAUGUGCGGAAUGUUAGGCCUUUUUGCCCGUACAGCCCUCCAUGAUCUCGCUCCAAAGCGCUGGAUGGGAAGUGUUGAUGUCCUCGAGAACGGUACUCUUGACGAUCUCUGUCCCAGCAUUGAAUCCAUCUACGGCAUCACACCGUUCUUGGCGAAAGCGAUUCUGAAGAACCACGAACUGGCUCUGCAUCUAGCAUACUAUUCCCAGAACGACCGCCCGGAAUCACUACUUGAAGCAUGUGAGGCCUUGUACGACGAGCUGACUGCCUGGAGCAUUGAAUCCGAGGAAUUUGCGACCAUCAAUGCUCAUGAUGGACCCGCACUUGCUGUUGCAGGAGCUCAGGCUACAGCAUUCUACAACGCAACACUAAUCUAUCACCUCCGCACCAUCCAACAAUGCAACCGUGCACAUCUUCGAGGAGAGCAACAGAAGGUUUUGGAAGCCAUGAACAGGGCAGAAGAUCUCAAGACCUGGCAUCAGCGCAACACCUACUGGGCUGCGCCCAUCACUUGGCCUGCAUUCAUUGCCUCUUGCGAGGCGGUGAAAGAGGACCGUGAGGCAUGGGCUUGCUGGUGGAAUCGAGUUCAGACGUAUGGAUUGGCGAAUUAUGCAAAGCAAUGGAGGAUGGUACGCCAGGUUUGGACGGAACAAGACAUCGCAGAUGACGGCACUGACUGGCGAAAACUUCUCUUCGAUAUGGGUGUCCGAAUUAUCCCAGUAUAA
Cyphellophora europaea CBS 101466 is the source of this 1164-nucleotide messenger RNA. RefSeq lists its product as uncharacterized. NCBI's taxonomy places the organism in Eukaryota, Fungi, Ascomycota, Eurotiomycetes, Chaetothyriales, Cyphellophoraceae. Gene Ontology annotation, molecular function: transcription cis-regulatory region binding; DNA-binding transcription factor activity. Bases 1 to 1164 code for a protein of 387 amino acids. Gene Ontology annotation, biological process: positive regulation of transcription by RNA polymerase II. The record is from RefSeq and is a predicted model, not a curated record. Gene Ontology annotation, cellular component: nucleus. The transcript has 2 exons.